Mesoplodon densirostris (Blainville's beaked whale) is the source of this 273-nucleotide messenger RNA. It is a transcript of the gene BANF2, whose product is annotated as BANF family member 2. NCBI's taxonomy places the organism in Eukaryota, Metazoa, Chordata, Mammalia, Artiodactyla, Ziphiidae. Gene Ontology annotation, molecular function: DNA binding. Bases 1 to 273 code for a protein of 90 amino acids. The transcript is spliced from 2 exons. The record is from RefSeq and is a predicted model, not a curated record.
AUGGACCACAUGUCUCCCAGGCUGAGAGCCUUCCUCUCUGAACCCAUUGGAGAAAAGGAUGUUGCCUGGGUAGAUGGGGUCAGCCGUGAGCUUGCAAUCAAUCUGUGCACCAAAGGUUUCAACAAGGCCUACAUCCUGUUGGGACAGUUCCUUCUGAUGCACAAGAACGAAGCUGAGUUUCAGAAGUGGCUCAUUUGCUGCUGCGGUGCCACCGAGUGUGAGGCCCAGGAGAGCUCGAACUGCCUGAAGGAGUGGUGCUCCUGCUUCCUGUAG